AUGCCGGAAUUUGCGGACUCAUUUUGGACUCCCGACUAUGCGUCUGGGGUCCACACCCUGUUCACAAAGCUCCACCAAGGCAUCGUGGAGAACCAGCAGAUUCUCACGAUGGCCCAGAUGCGUGCUGAGGCAGAACGUGUAUAUGCCGCACAGCUCGGGGCCAUUGCUCCGGCUCUUGAACGGAAGACCGGCGGCUUCGACCGUGAUGACGGUGCCAGCGUUCGGAAGAAGGCAUUUGAAUGCAUGCGCAAGCAGAUGAUAGAAGAACAAGGCAUCCACCAAAAAAUUUCAAGCAGCAUUCAACAGCUCGUCAUUCAAGAGUUUAGCCGCUGGGCGAGCGAACACGAAAACCGCGUUCUCACCUACGAAAAAGCCCUCACCGCACGGCUCAAGGAAUACUCUAAACAAUGCGAGGAAGUGAGCAAUCUGAACGAAAAGUAUCUGAGCAAGUGUCGUCAGAUUCACGACCGCGAACAACAGGAACUAUUCGCCUUCCAGGAACCUGAAAGCGCUACUGCAAGCCCAAAGCACAAACAACUGACGCUGAAAGCCCCCACCAUUGUUCUACCUGAAGCAGAAGAAGACCCAGAACCGGUGGAAUUGGGUGAUCUGAUAUAUACACCAGAGCAGCUGAAGCAGGUGUUGAAGCAUAUGCUAGAGACUAUUCCUAUGGGAGAAGUGAAGGUGCGUUUACUCGGAACAUACCUCAAUACGUCCCUCGGAUCGGAUAUUGUUGAGUAUCUACAGAAGCACCUCGGUGCUUCCUCUCUCAGCUAUGCCGAACGGAUUGGCCAGGACAUGGCUGAUAAUGGCUUCAUUACCUCGAUCGGUGCCAUGGGCCCUAACCCCCUUGUCAACACCACCUUUACCGGUAGCUCGAGAUCGACUUACCAGUGGGAUAAGCGUGUAUUUCAGAUGACUGGAGUCCCGGAGAAGAAAAAACCACUAACUCGCUCCGGUACUACACUAAGCCGCACGAGCACCGGAACGGGAAGCGAUGACACCCCGAUCGAUUCCCCUACUCUGACGGAGCGAUUUGCAGCCUGGAACCCGCUAAAAAACCAGCUCUCUGAUGAAACCCCAAUGGAAAUUCUUAAACGCCAGGCUGAUGAGGCUGAUGAGCGAUACAAGCACGCCGUUAAAUAUCUAGAUGCUAUCCGUUGCAGGCUCGAGGAGGAAAUGUUACAUUCCAUGAAAUUCAUGCAACAAUGCGAACUACACCGUCUUGAGGGCAUCAAAACCGUUGUUAUAGAUUUUUCGAGCACGAUCAGCAACGUCAUUCCAUCCCUAAAGAGUUCGAUGGACAAUAUUGUUCUACAUCACGAGGCUAUGCAGCCACAGGGCGACUUGCGUUACAUGUUAGAAAAUUAUCGCACUGGCUCGUUCUGCCCAAAAGUUGUCGUUUAUGAAAGCGGAUCGAAGUCCACACAAGAACAAACUUUUGGUGUUGACCUAGAGACCCUAACCGCGGCGGAAGGUAAAAAACGGGUUCCAAUCCUGGUUACUGGUAUUCUGACGUACCUUGAUAAACAUUAUCUUGAUCUGGAAGGAGACGACGCUCGACGAGCAAUAUGGCUUCGCGAUGUUCCUUUGUCCGAGACCCAUAAGCUCCGCGCAAAGCUGAAUAAAGGUCGUUCUGGGCCGGUGGUGAAGGUAGAUGACGAAGUAGACGCCAUAGGAGAGAAGCUGCGAGAGUUCGAAAUGCCUGUUGUCGCAAGUGUUUUGAGGCUCUACCUUUUAGAGCUCCCUGACUCAAUCGUCUCCUCCAAGUUAUAUGAAAUCUUCCGCACAAUUUACACCACGACUCGCGACACCUCAGAUGAAAACCGCAUCAGAGUCCUUCAAAGCACUCUUGGACAACUCCCUCUUCCAUAUAUCGCCACUCUAGAUGCCAUAACUACUCACUUCUGGCGCCUCGUUGAUCUCACCAUCCCUGAAAAAGACCAAUUCUCCACCCGCGAGGAAAUAUACAUUUCCGCCCUUGCACCAGGACUAGCCCCUUGUAUUUUGCGCCCUCGUGUCCAGAACCAUUUAACUAUGGAUGAAAGACAUAGCCACCGCCUCGUGCGUGACUUGAUUGUCAACCAAAAGCAAAUCUUUGGGGAACUUAGACGCCUAUCCAGCAAAUCGAGCAGCGCUGCCGCCCAAAGACCGCGUGCUAUUAGCACUGAUGAAAGUAACCGACGGGCAAAUAUGGAAGAACGGAACCGUGCAAUUGCAAGCCGGGCUCGGGGCACGAGUCCGGCUCCAUCUCCUCGCCACCGCCGCGACAGAUCAGUCGGAAGUUCAGGAUCGAGCACCCGGUUCCCCGUUAGCGUACCUGGUGCGGCCCCUUCAGAACGGAAGCCUGUACGCCAUUCCCUCGAGGUACCUGGAAGUGACACAACGGCGGCUCCUGCCGACACCGCAACCACUCAUACCAAUGGCACAGGCGAAGACACUAUUGCUGCUGACGGUGUAGAACCCUCUACCAACGCUCCAUCUGCUGAUCGAGCCUCCACACCACCAACCACAAUCGCAGCCUCAGCAGUCCCUCCAUCUAUGACUGGCGAGGUUCAGAAGACAGGAUCUCUUUCUCGCUCCAGUCGGUACAGCCACAUUACUGGCAUAAAGCGAGAGGAAGCCGACGGUGCCGGGCAUGAUGUUCCCGCCCCCAAACCUAUAGGAGUAACACUGGAAGAUAAGCCGAUUGAUGAUUAA
Molecule: messenger RNA, 2700 nt
Organism: Arthroderma uncinatum
Lineage: Eukaryota; Fungi; Ascomycota; Eurotiomycetes; Onygenales; Arthrodermataceae
Exons: 5
Coding region: 1-2700 (899 amino acids)
Biological process (GO): small GTPase-mediated signal transduction; cytoskeleton organization
Cellular component (GO): division septum; cytoplasm; cell division site
Molecular function (GO): GTPase activator activity
Source: RefSeq, a predicted model, not a curated record